Molecule: messenger RNA, 1377 nt
Organism: Puccinia triticina
Lineage: Eukaryota; Fungi; Basidiomycota; Pucciniomycetes; Pucciniales; Pucciniaceae
Exons: 1
Coding region: 1-1377 (458 amino acids)
Biological process (GO): GPI anchor biosynthetic process
Cellular component (GO): endoplasmic reticulum membrane
Molecular function (GO): hydrolase activity, acting on ester bonds
Source: RefSeq, a predicted model, not a curated record
AUGAACAUCCUCAGGAUCAAAGCAAUGUCAUCUCGAACGUCGUCGAAGUUUUCGAUAUGGGUUUUCAUCCUCGCAGUCCCGAUUUUUCAAGUAACAUGCUCACCGGGAGAUUAUUCGCCGGGUUAUCAACGAUGUGUGAAUUACUGCAAUUUCGAAAACUGUUAUACGGUCGAUAACGAGCCCAAAGAACUACCCUUCACUCUCAAGUUAUUCCAUUGGACCUGUACGGAUAAUUGUGCUUAUCAAUGUAUGCAUGAUCUCACCCAAAAAGUUCUCAAGCUACCAAGAGCAGUCCCCCAACCCGGCCAAACCUUUGAAGGCUGGUGGGAUGAGCCAGAUUGGGAGCCCGGGACCGAAUUAGAAGGAUUACCCCCUGGAAGGAUUGUCCAAUUCCAUGGCAAAUGGCCAUUCAAGCGGUGGUACGGUAUUCAGGAACCUCUCUCAGCGCUCUUCAGUCUUCUGAACUUUAUGGCAUACGCCGUUUCGUACCGGACAAUGAAGCGACUCAUCCCUCUCGGAUGGCCCCUACGCGCUCACUAUCUCGGCGUGGCUAUCGUUGGCAUGAAUGCCUGGAUCUGGAGCAUUCUCUUCCACUGUCGAGACAAACCAUGGACCGAACGUUUGGACUACUUUAGCGCGGCCGCCUAUUCACUCUACGGACUCUAUGUAUCUAGCGUCAGGAUCUUCAGAUUGUACCCGACCCAGGCUCGUCAUUAUAUCCCACUCGAUCAACGGCUGUACAUCGGUAGUCAGCUCAAGUUAAUCAUGAGUGCGAUGUUUUUGGUUCACAUCGCAUUUCUCAGCUUUGGCGAACGGUUUAAUUACAAAUACAACAUGGCUGUCAAUGUUAUCGUCGGAGUCUUGACGAUCUUACUCUGGUUAAGUUGGACGGCAUCUCAUUCUCAUCGACCUCCGAAGGAACUUGGGAAGCUGCACGAGGACGACGAUGACCUGGUGUCUUCGCCCACCCAGUCUGAGCAGUCGGAGUCUCCCCCAACAUCACCAUCUCGAUCAAAAGGUUUCUUCUCAUCUAGUUGGAUCUCUCUCCUAUAUGAGUCAAUUCCAGCCGUAACAGAAACAGGGAUCAAGCCGCCUUACGUUUCUAAACCGAUCGUCCCACUAGUCUGUCUGAUCGGUGCUGGAUCACUAGAGUUACUCGACUUCCCACCUGUCUGGAAUAUGAGCUUGGAUGCCCAUGCUCUCUGGCAUCUUGCUACGACCCCUCUAGGUUGGAUUUGGUGCGUCGGAUUUCUUGCUCAGGAUGCUCAAUGGGAGUCUCAAUUUGUCGAAGGAAUCAAUCAACCUGGACCCGACUUGAAAGAAACCGGGGCCACGUCUAGAGCAUCACCAUUAAAAUCCUCUCCCACCCGCAACUAG